Molecule: messenger RNA, 8309 nt
Organism: Oryctolagus cuniculus (rabbit)
Lineage: Eukaryota; Metazoa; Chordata; Mammalia; Lagomorpha; Leporidae
Source: RefSeq, a predicted model, not a curated record
ACCGCCGCCGGACUGGGGCCGGGUUCAGCCUCGCACGGGGCCCGGGACGCAGGCGUGCGGGGUCCUGGAGACCUUGCGGUGCUGUGCGGGAAGUGAGGUUGAGCCUGCGGCACGUGACGCGUGUUCUCGCGCACAAGGACGGACAUCCUGACGUGAGGCUGCUCCUCCAGAAAGAAUCAGUCAUGUGAACAACAGUUCUUGAUCUCAGAUUGGACAAAUUUUAACUGAUGUAAAAAGGAAGAAAGACCCCAGAUUUGUGCUGUCCAAUAUGGUAGCCACCAGCCACAUGUGCAGCCGUGGGGAUGACACUGAAGAUGAGAGCAGCAAGUUCCCUGACAGUGUUGAGGAGGAGGCUGCACGUGGAAGAGCACCUGCAGUGACAUCAGUGCCAGGUUCUGGGGUUCCCUUCUGAGAUCUGAUGGGUCUGGCAGCUGAUGGGGACCCAGAAUGACAAGACAUGUUUUUUAAUAAGCCACAUCUCAGUCGGCUUUCUGACCUCCCUGAGCGUCGCAGCUGCCUCUCUAGCCCGUAUCCUUAUUUCACUUUCCUCCAGAUCUGCACAUUGUUUUACUACUUCUAUUAGUUCCAUCUGCUUCCUGCCCACUCUCCCCACUUUUGCCCAUUUACUCUCUGGAGUUGUGAGUUCAGAGUGAGUUGUGAGUUCAGAAAAGUAAUUGUUUUAGUCCAUCUUAUUUCAACAGCUGUGAAUGUUUCAUGGCAGGCACUUGUGAAGGCACUGGGGAUACUAUAUGACCCGGAGAGACAGCAGUUCUUGCUCUCCUGAAGGCCAUCUCCUAUCACGUGAGCCAAACACGCACAAAUAACAACAUACGUGUAUUAUGAUUAUAAUUGAUAAUUCUAAUGAAUGCGGUUGUUUUCUCCUGUGUUCCCAGGUCCCAGUUUAUCAUCUAGUGACUUAAAACUGCCUGAUGAUAAUUCACAUAGCUGUAGAAUCCAUAACAACACAUUUCCUAUUGGCGUGGUGCUUCAUUUUAUUUUCAUAAUGGUAUAAGGACACUUGACACUUUGCUUUUCUUUCAAAGGCCUCUGAAAAUCAGAACACAGGAAACUCUGAGACUCAGGAUGUCUUGAGACCAAGAUUUUUAAUGAUGGUGCUAUAUCCCAGUAGCUGUGGAGAUAUAGGCAAGUCUAAUCCUUCCUGAGCCUUGACUAUCUUGUUGAAAAAUAAGGAAGCUGUUAUAGGUCUGUGAGGUCAUGUCAUGCUCUGGGGUGUCUCCGAGUCAUUUAUUGUAGGGAGCAACUGAGACUAGACUAAGUUACUGGAAUUAAGACUUAUUCUAUGCAUCUGCUCUCCCACAAUAUGGCGCUGGGAGAGAGAGACCAAACAACCUCUACGCAGCUGCCUCAUCAGUUUGAUAAGCUGCAGGAGCUGAUGCUGCUCCUGAUUGGAGGAGAGCAGCGUGCUUGGCGUGUGGGUAGCAGAGUUGGGAUUGGUGGAAGAGGACUAUAAAGGAGGAGAGAGACAACAUGCACCAGGAACAUCUGAAGGAACACCUGAGGAACAUCUGAGCAGACCCCGAGAGAGCCGGCCGGUGGUGUGCCGCUCCUCCGUGGAAGCGGUGAAAGCAGCGGGGGUGCCGCCCCUCCAUGGAGGUGGAGGGUCCGGCAGCUAACCCAGGACAGCAUCGUUCCUCCACGAGUGAGGGACUGGCAGCUAACCCGGGAAGAGCCGGGAAGAAAGAACAGUGCAGGGUCCAGUGUCGUUCAUCCGCGAAUGGGGGAGUGACAAUUUAUGGAAUAGAUGCUGUAAAAGACACCAUUAGUAACUGUGGUCAAGGCAUACCCAACCCUGAGUAUCUGUUUCCUUCAUGAACAUCUUGCUGAGCCUUUGGCCAAAGAUUGCAGAACUAAGAGAGCAUAAUGGGAGAUGCAGUGUGUGCUGGGUGGGAGAUCAAGGAAGACGGGAGAAGAGUGAGGUGAUAGUGGAUCCUGGGGUCACAAAAGUGGGUCUGAAUGAGCGUAACCUUCAGGCUGAGUUCGGGAAGCUCAAGAGAAAAGCAAAGAAUGUGCACAGCAUCAUCAGCCUUCCUAAAGAACAACUAGUCCUGAGCAGCAAGGAAUGAACAGUGCCCUUUUCCAGAACUCCUUGGAUGUCUGAACAAAGAGACUGACAGAAGGAACACAGACCUGCCUUGUCUCCCAAGGAAGACCUAUUCCAAGAGGAGGGGAUGUGCACAGGAGGCCUUGCUCCAGACCCCAGAGCCUGGACCCUGGAUUGCCCUCCCCGCGAUGCCCAUCAGAUGCAGCUGGUGCUGUGUGGUGUGCUGUUGAUGCAGAGUUAAAUGAAAUGUUACCCCAGCUCUCCAGGAGCUCUACCUGGAAAACAAGAAACUGCCAAAAGGCAGAGUGGAUUGUGAGAGAGACAGACAGAGAGAAAGGUCUUCCUUUGCCGUUGGUUCACCCUCCAAUGGCCGCCGAGGCCUGCGCGCUGUGGCCGGCACACUGCGCUGAUCCGAUGGCAGGAGCCAGGUGCUUCUCCUGGUCUCCCAUGGGGUGCAGGGCCCAAGCACUUGGGCCAUCCUCCACUGCACUCCCUGGCCACAGCAGAGAGCUGGCCUGGAAGAGGGGCAACCGGGACAGAAUCCGGCGCCCUGACCGGGACUAGAACCCGGUGUGCCGGCGCCGCUAGGCGGAGGAUUAGCCUAGUGAGCCAUGGCGCCGGCCUGUAUUCAUUUCAAAUUAUGACCCCUAAACCUCCAUAAUUACAUUUGUAGUUCUAAACUCUAAAAAGAUAACUGAAUUGAAGAUAUUUCAUAUUCUCAUUCAGUGACAAAAACUUACAGAAAUGGCGAGAGACUAUUUAUUGUCUUUAUUUAUCUGCAUUGUGAUAAUGUUCACAUAGCUCCUUGCUGACGUUGUGUUUGGCUAAGUGUUCUGGCUCUGAUGUAAUGAGGUACAAGUACUGCAUGGCUUAUGUGGUAUUUAUAUCCUAUUGCCUUGCUAAAGACCAAGAAGAUCUGUCCUUUGAAAUACAUUUGACUUUCAGAUUUUCGGAUAUGACAUUGUGGCCAUGAAGCUUUACACUUCCAUAAAUGGUGAGCAGAGGUGCAAAACAUGUAGAAGCUGAACAUUUCACUUAGGAUCUGUGCUCUAAGGUGUCUGUCUUCUAUUCUUACAUGUGACCAGUGAAAUCCUUGAUGAUGGGUGUUGUGUUGCUUAUCAGGAAAGAAAGCCUUUGAAGAUGCCUCCGAACUUUGGUCCUAGUAAGCCAUGAGGCACAUAUCUGCCCUGGAAAAUGAUGCUAUAACUCAUAGAACCCCCAAUAAACAUGACCAAAAUAGAUCCUCACCACGACACGUGGUAAUUAAACUUACCACAGUGAAACAUAAAGAAAACAUCCUAAAAUGUGCAAGAGAGAAACAUCAGAUUACUCUCAGAGGAUCUCCAAUCAGACUCACAGCUGGCUUCUCAUCAGAAACACUACAGGCUAGGAGGGAAUGGCGAGACAUAGCACAGGUGCUAAGAGAGAAAAAUUGCCAGCCCAGAAUAUUAUAUCCUGCCAAGCUCUCAUUUGUGAAUGAAGGUGAAAUAAAGACCUUUCAUAGCAAACAGAAAUUGACUUUGUGGCCACUCGUCCGGCCUUGCCAAAGAUACUUAAAGAUGUGCUACACUCAGAAACACAGAAACACGGCCAUCAAUGUGAAAGAAGGGAAAGGAAGAACACCUACCAGUAAAAGAGCAUGGGAAGCUCAAAGCAUAUACUAGAAAAUAUCUCCGGGGAAAUGGCAGGGCAAAGUCACUAUGUAUCAAUAGUCACAUUAAACGUUAAUGGACUUAAUUCUUCAGUUAAAAGACACGGAAUGGCUGAUUGGCUCAAAGAACACAACGCAACUAUUUGUUGCCUACAAGAAACACAUCUCUCUAACAAAGAUGCAUGCAGACUGAAAGUGAAAGGUUGGAAAAAGAUAUUCCAUGCCAACAGAAACCAAAAAAAAAGCAGGUGUAGCCAUAUUAAUAUCAGACAAAAUAAACUUUAAUACAAAAACUGUUAAGAGAGACAAAGAGGGACACUAUAUAAUGAUUAAGGGUUCAAUUCAACAGGAAGAUGUAACUAUUAUAAAUGUAUAUGCACCUAAUUACAGGGCACCGGUCUAUUUAAAAGAUAUGUUAAGGGACUUAAAGGGAGACUUAGAUUCCAAUACAAUAGUACUGGGGGACUUCAAUACUCCACUCUCAGAAAUAGACAGAUCAUCCGGACAGAAGAUCAACAAGGAAACAGCAGAUUUAAUUGACACUAUUGCCCAAGUGGAUCUAACAGAUAUCUACAGAACUUUCAAUCCUACAGCUAAAGACUUCACAUUCUUCUCAGCAGUGCAUGGAACCUUCUCUAGGAUUGAUCACAUACUAGGUCAUAAAGCAAGUCUCAGCAAAUUUAAAAGAAUUAGAAUCAUACCAUGCAGCUUCUCAGACCACAGUGGAAUGAAGCUGGAAAUUAGCAACUCAGGAAUCCCUACAGCAUAUGCAAAUGCAUGGAGACUGAACAACAUGCUCCUGAAUGAACACUGGGUCAUUCAAGAAAUCAAAAGAGAAAUCAAAAACUUUCUGGAAGUAAAUGAAGACAACAACACAACAUAUCAAAACUUAUGGGAUACAGCAAAAGCAGUAUUGAGAGGCAAAUUUAUAGCAAUAGGUGCCUAUAUCAAGAAAUUGGGAAGGUACCAAAUAAAUGAGCUUUCAGCGCAUCUCAAGGACCUAGAAAAACUGCAGCAAACCAAACCCAAAUCUAGUAGGAGAAGAGAAAUAAUUAAAAUCGGAGAAGAAAUUAACAGGAUUGAAUCCAAAAAAACACUACAAAAAAUCAGCCAAGGGAGAAGCUGGUUUUUUGAAAGAAUAAACAAAAUUGACACCCCAUUGGCACAACUAACUAAAAAAAGAAGAGAAAAGACCCAAAUCAAUAAAAUCAGAAAUGAAAAAGGAAACGUAACAACAGACACCAAAGAAAUAAAAAGAAUCAUCAGAAAUUACUACAAGGACCUGUAUGCCAGCAAACAGGAAAACCUAUCAGAAAUGGAUAGAUUCCUGGACACAUGCAAUCUACCAAAAUUGAACCCUGAAGACAUGGAAAACCUAAAUAGACCCAUAACUGAAACAGAAAUUGAAACAGUAAUAAAGGCCCUCCCAACAAAGAAAAGCCCAGGACCAGAUGGAUUCACUGCUGAAUUCUACCAGACAUUUAGAGAAGAACUAAUCCCAUUUCUUCUCAAACUAUUCAGAAGAAUCGAAAAAGAGGGAAUCCUCCCAAAUUCUUUCUAUGAAGCCAGCAUCACCUUAAUCCCUAAGCCAGAGAAAGAUGCAGCACUGAAAGAAAAUUACAGACCAAUAUCCCUGAUGAACAUAGAUGCGAAAAUCCACAAUAAAAUUCUGGCCAAUAGAGUACAACAACACAUCAGGAAAAUCAUCCACCCAGACCAAGUGGGAUUCAUCCCUGGUAUGCAGGGAUGGUUCAAGAUUCGCAAUUCAAUCAAUGUGAUUCACCACAUUAACAGACUGCAAAAGAAAAACCAUAUGAUUAUCUAAAUUGAUGCAGAGAAAGCAUUUGAUAAAAUUCAACACCCUUUUGUGAUGAAAACUCUAAGCAAAUUGGGUAUAGAAGGAACAUUCCUCAAUAUAAUCAAAGCAAUUUAUAAAAAACCCAUGGCCAGCAUCCUAUUGAAUGGGGAAAAGUUGGAAGCAUUUCCAUUGAGAUCUGGCACCAGGCAGGGAUGCCCACUCUCACCACUGCUAUUUAACAUAGUUCUGGAAGUUUUAGCCAGAGCCAUCAGACAAGAAAAAGAAAUCAAAGGAAAACAAAUUGAGAAGGAAGAAGUCAAACUAUCCCUCUUUGCAGACGAUAUGAUUCUUUACUUAGAGGAUCCAAAGAACUCUACUAAGAGACUAUUGGAACUCAUAGAGGAGUUUGGCAAUGUGGCAGGAUAUAAAAUCAAUGCACAAAAAUCAACAGCCUUUGUGUACACAAGCAACGCCAUGACUGAGAAACAACUGCUAAGAUCAAUCCCAUUCACAAUAGCUACAAAAACAAUCAAAUACCUUGGAAUAAACUUAACCAAAGAUGUUAAAGAUCUCUACGAUGAGAAUUACAAAAUCUUAAAGAAGGAAAUAGAAGAGGAUACCAAGAAAUGGAAAAAUCUUCCAUGCUCAUGGAUUGGAAGAAUCAAUAUCAUCAAAAUAUCCAUUCUCCCAAAAGCAUUUUAUAGAUUCAAUGCAAUACCAAUCAAGAUACCGAAGACAUUCUUCUCAUAUCUAGAAAAAAUGAUGCUGAAAUUCAUAUGGAGGCACAAGAGACCUCGAAUAGCUAAAGCAAUCUUGUACAACAAAAACAAAGCCGGAGGCAUCACAAUACCAGAUUUCAGGACAUACUACAAGGCAGUUGUAAUCAAAACAGCAUGGUACUGGUACAGAAACAAAUGGAUACGCCAUUGGAACAGAAUUGAAACACCAGAAAUCAACCCAAACAUCUACAGCCAACUUAUAUUUGAUCAAGGAUCUAAAACCAAUUCCUGGAGCAAGGACAGUCUAUUCAAUAAAUGGUGCUGGGAAAACUGGAUUUCCACGUGCAGAAGCAUGAAGCAAGACCCCACCUUUCACCUUACACAAAAAUCCACUCAACAUGGAUUAAAGACCCACUGUUGGUGGGAAUGCAAACUGGUCAAGCCACUAUGGAAGUCAGUCUGGAGAUUCCUCAGAAACCUGAAUAUAACCCUACCGUUCGACCCAGUCAUCCCACUCCUUGGAAUUUACCCAAAGGAGUUUAAAUUGGCAAACAAACAAGCAGUCUGCACCCUAAUGUUUAUUGCAGCAUAAUUCACAAUAGCUAAGACCUGGAACCAACCUAAAUGCCCAUCAACGGUAGACUGGAUAAAGAAAUUAUGGGAUAUGUAUUCUUUAGAAUACUAUACCGCAGUAAGAAACAACGAAAUCCAGUCAUUUGCAACAAAAUGGAGGAAUCUAGAACACAUCAUGCUGAGUGAAGUAAGCCAGUCCCAAAGGGACAAAUACCAUAUGUUCUCUCUGAUCGGUGACAACUGACUGAACACCAGAAAGGAAACCUCCUGAAGUGAAAUGGAAACUAUAAGAAACGGUGACUUGAUCAGCAUAGCCCUGACUGUUAAUGAAAAACUUAAUACAUUAUCCCUCUUAGUAGUUUUUUUGUCUGUUCUACUUAAUAUGACUGGUUUAAUUCUGUAAUUAUCAGACAGUUAUUCUUAAGUGUUGAAAAUUAACUGAAAUGUGAUCCCUGUUAAACAUAAGAGUGGGAAUAAGAGAGGGAAGAGAUGUAUAAUUUGGGACAUGCUCAAGCUGACUUGCCCCAAAUGGUAGAGUUAGAAACAUACCAGGGGAUUCCAAUUCAAUCCCAUCAAGGUGGCAUGUACCAAUGCCAUCUCACUAGUCCAAGGGGUCAAUUUCAGUUCACAAUUGUUCACAAUGAAAGGACUAAGAGUCAAAGGGAGCACAUAAACAAGUCUAGUACCUGCUAACACUAACCGAUAGAAUAAAUAAAGGGGAGAGUGAUCCAACAUGGGAAGCGAGAAACUCAGCAGACUCAUAGAAUGGCAGAUGUCCUAAAUAGCACUCUGGCCUUAGAAUCAGCCCUAAAGCCAUUCGGAUCUGGCUGAAAAGCCCAUGAGAGUAUUUCAGGCAUGGAAAGCCAAGACACUCUGGCAAAAAGAUCUCUGUGAGUGAGAUCCCAGUGGAAAGAACAGGUCUUCAAAGAAGGAGGUACUUUUCUCUGAAGGGAGGAGAGAACCUCCACUUUGACUAUGACCUUGUCUAAACAAGAUAAGAGUUGGAGGACUCAAAAGGCUACCAUAGCCUUGGAAACUCAUGACUGGAGCAAAGGGAGAUUACUGAUGCCAUAGACAGGAGUGUCAGUUUGUUAAGUCAACAACAGGAGUCACUGUGCACUUACUCCUCAUGUAGGAUCUCUGUCCUUAAUGUGCUGUACAUUGAGAUUUAAUGCUAUAACGAGUACUCAAACAGUAUAUUUCACUUUGUGUUUCUAUGGGGGUGCAAACUGUUGAAAUCUUUACUUAAUGCAUACUAAACUGAUCUGUAAAAAAAAAAAAAAGGAAAUUAUCAAUUCCCAACUUGACUCUCACUGGGAUUAAACAUGACAAUAGGUCUGAUCUGAUUUCAUCAUCAUUUAAAAAAAUCAUCUAUUAUUUUUCACUUUAUGUUUCUGUGUGGGAGCAAACUGUUGAAAUCCUUACUUAAUGUAUACUAAGCUGAUCUUCUGUAUAUUAAGAUAAUCGAAAAUGAAUCUUGAUGUGAAUGGAAGCGGAGAGGGAUUG